Messenger RNA from Bacillus rossius redtenbacheri, 1551 nucleotides. RefSeq lists its product as uncharacterized. The record is from RefSeq and is a predicted model, not a curated record. Lineage: Eukaryota; Metazoa; Arthropoda; Insecta; Phasmatodea; Bacillidae. The coding region runs from base 1 to 846 and encodes 281 amino acids. The transcript has 6 exons.
AUGCGCGGGUCGCCGGGCAGCAUGGACCGCCGCGCCUCGUGCUUGCUGCUGCUGCUGCUGCUGCUGCUCUCCGCGACGCAGCGGGGUCGCGGCCUGAAAAAUGUGAGCCUGCUGGUGUUUCCGCCGGCAGUGCAGAGAGGGCAGCACGCGUCGUUGCUGUGCCUGUACGACCUGGAGGGGGCGCCCUUGUACUCCGUCAAGUGGUACCGUGGCCGGCUGGAGUUCUACCGUUACUCGCCCAGCGAGAAGCCGCCCACCAAGAUCUUCCCGUUCCCUGGCAUCCACGUCGAUCUGUCGGUGUCCAACGACAGCCUGGUGGUGCUGCGCAACGUGGGCUUCAACCUGUCGGGCAACUUCAGCUGCGAGGUGACGGCCGACGCGCCGUCCUUCAGCACCAAGACCGUCCACCAGCACCUGCUCGUCGUGGCUCUGCCCGAGGAGCCGCCGAGGCUGGAGGUGGAGGGCUCCAGGUACUACCCGGGGGACAUCCUCAAGGCCAACUGCUCUUCGGCGCCGUCGCGCCCUGCCUCCUCCAUCGCCUUCCUCAUCAACGACUCGCCGGUGGGGUACUCGCAGACGGUGGCCAGCCGGCAGCCGGACCAGCUGGAGAGCAGCUGGCAGAGCCUCACCACGCAGCUGUUCCCCUCGCACUUCGCGGCCGGCCGGCUCGUGCUGCGCUGCACCGCCUACAUCGGCACCCUGUACCGUCAGUCGGCCGAGGCGCGCUUCUACAGCAAGGGCCGCGAGCCCGUGCCCGAGCGAGUAACUUCACCAAACAUGACGUCACGCACGUCGACAUCGCUGCAAUGCCUCCUGCUAGUGCUGAGUUGCCAGUUCUUCAGAUAGCGGCAACAUCGCUUCCUUUCGUCGUACGAGCAUCACCGGCCUCUAAAUCAAGACUUCGACUAUGUCACGUCAUAAUAAUCUACGAACGUUGGAGAGUGGUGAGGAUAAAACAUUUUCCAAACCCGUUUAGACAAAUUCUUUCAAAUUUGCUUGGUCUGUGGUGUUACUGAAUACGCAGGAAACCAUGGAGUUAUAGUUGUUAAUUUUUUUUUCAGAGCAAAUCAAAAUGUGUUUGCGAGAUCUGACAGUUUUAUUUCUUUGUUAAGCAACAUCUAUUUGGAGUACAAAUUGCACAAUAAUAUUUCCUUGAACUAAAGAAAAUAUAAAUGUAAGUUUCUUCUAUUCAAGGUUUCAAGCCAAAGACUGCUAGAGACAUUGCAAAAUGGACAGUUGGUGAAAAAGUUUCAGAUUAGGGGCAUGUCUUUUUGUACAGCUACUCCGUGUACAAUAGACACACUUGUACAAACUAAUUUUUAAUUGGUAACUGUGGUGCGUCCAGAAAGUAUUCCUAAGAAUACAUCCGUGUUAUGAUGUUUAAUUGUUGACGUAAGCGUAUUUUUUUGUCAUAGUGCAUAACAAGAGUGUUACCGAUGUUUUUCCUGGACACAUAGCUGUUUCCACGAAUGUGACGUUGAUGUUUUGUAACUCUACUUAAAUACUUGUUUAUUUUGUGUUUGGUGUGUAAAUAAAUGGUUUGUUCAACAA